This is a messenger RNA of Phycodurus eques (leafy seadragon), 2382 nucleotides long. RefSeq lists its product as uncharacterized. The transcript has 11 exons. The coding region runs from base 261 to 2312 and encodes 683 amino acids. The record is from RefSeq and is a predicted model, not a curated record. NCBI's taxonomy places the organism in Eukaryota, Metazoa, Chordata, Actinopteri, Syngnathiformes, Syngnathidae.
AGUGGAUGCCGUGGACUAGCAAGCCGUUCGAAACCAACACGAUUAGCACUGACUGACAUUGUGUAUAGUGAAGUUGAAAUAUUUAGACUAAUCUUACAUUUGUACCAUAAAUAUAAUUAUUUGAGCGUUUAUGUCACGGCUUACGUGUCAGUUCCGCCGCUAGCUAGCUUCCGCAUGUUUGUUAGCUUAGCCUCAGGCAGUAUCGUAAACGCAACCAGUUAAAUUCAACUUGAAACCAACGAUAACGAGCUCAAACAAUAAUGGACGAUUUGACAACUCCGUACGAAGAUGACUCGGCUACGGAGUUCAUUGAGUGUUCGGUUUGUGAAAUAUCCUUAAGGGGCCAUAAUUUGUAUAAGAUACACCUGACGAUGCCGGGACACUUAAAGAAAGAGGAUGCCGCCGUCGCGACGGGUCUCAUGGUCCGAGAACAAACCGUGCCCAAGUACAAGGAUAUCUUGCAAUACGUGGAAUACCUGAAGCUUGACGAGCCGAUCAUCGGUUUAAACCUCUUGGAGGAGGUGCCAAGCGUGAAUGCUGACCAUCCCAGUAUGGGACCGAGAUACACAUGCACGCUUUGUAAUAUCACCGCGUACUCACCAGAAAUGGUCCAUCACGUGAUUGGGCGGAAACACAGGCAGAAAUAUAUCGAGACAAAGCGUCCAGAUCUGGUGACGUGGGAUAAGCAUUCGGUUAUGAACCAAGUGGGAAAGAUCAUUCGCACCAGAGCGGAGAUCAUCGCCAGGCAGGACGGAAGCGGACGUCCCAUGCCAAUGAAAAAAAUGAAUGUGGGAAACUUAAUGUCAAGAGUUCCCCCAUGGCAGAGGCAGAACAGACACACACAGAACGACUCAAGCCUGUACCAACGGAACCAGGACUUCCAAGACUCGCACCGCAGUAGUUUAAUGCCCCAUCCUCUGAGGAAAGCCCCUUUUCUCAAGGCAGAGGCCCACCCGAUGUAUGCGGCAGGGGGUAGACCGACAACAAACCCGUGGGACCAGCAGCUGGAGAGGGCGGACGACUGGGAGAGGGGUCCUUCCCGGGGAAAGAGUUCGGACCUGGAUUAUCGUCUGGAUGAUACUGUCGAUCCCAGCAAGAAGACGCAACGGGGCUGGGAUCAAUCCCCAGAGGGUUACCCAACCUACAGAGAGCAGGAAACAAAAAAUGAGUUUUUCUCAGAGGAUGUAAGGCCCGAAUUUCAACCCCAGCGUCGGGACUAUCAGCCCCAUCGUCCAGACUAUCAGCCCCAUCGUCCAGACUAUCAGCCCCAGCAUCGGGACUCUCAGCCCCAUCCUCCGGUCUCUCAGCCGCAUCGUCGGGACUCUCAGCCCCAUCGUCGGGACCCUCAGCCCCAGCGUCCGGACUAUCAGCCCCAGCGUCCGGACUCUCAAAGAGAUGAUCAACUGUGGUCUUCUGACAAAGAUAGAGUUGUAAGGCUUGGGUCAAGUGUUCCAGAACCCCCUAUGAGGGAUGUGCGCUCGUCUUUGGAGCAACCUGCUCAUCUUUUUAGAGAUUACAGACACGGACUGCAACAAGCAGAGCCGCUUUCGGCCGGCCCCAACAGCUUCCAGACCCCUCGGGUAGAUUCCCCGUGCCUGUCUACCAUCCCGGAGCCUUUCCGGCGCUUCAUGGACGGGGCCGCAGGUGACGAGGCGCCCAGUCGACGCAAAAGAAAGAGCCGCUUCUCGGACGCCACGGCCGAGGAGGUGGAAGUAGCCAACAAGAAGUUCAAUGCCGGACCGCCAGAUGCCAAGUUCAUAGCUCCGAAUUCAGCCGGUGAAACGUUCCUCCAGGGUAUCCGCGUAACAAUGCGGCAUCCCGACCGCUUCGCACAAUCACAGCUCAGCAGUCCCACGCCCCAGCAGAUGUCUGCUCAACACUCAUACGGCAGAACAUUCCAGGACGAUUCCAACUUUAGAAGAGCCGAAGAUGUCUACGGUGAGGAAGGCAACAGAGGAGGAAGAGACCGUACCAAGACACAUGACAGCCAGCGGGUGUACCAGCAACAGGGGCGCAGAGAGCACGGCGACUCAAUCAGAAAGCGUUACGAAGAGGGUUUUGGUCAGCAACAGAUGUACCCGACACGUCGCCCGGAUGAGCGAGCGCAGCGUCCCGAACGCUUCCAAGGAGGCGGCCGGCAGCAACAGCAUUUUCAGCAGCGCGACGUGCAACAGGUCUCUCAGGGGGGUUUCCAUUCCCGCUCGCCGCCCUUGGACACGGAAAGAUCCGUCGGGAUGCACCAGAGACCUCAGUACUCCAAAAGUCUGGAAAAACUCACAUCCACUCUCCUGGAGUUCAUGUCCAGGAAUUAGUUCUACAUUAAUUACUGUACCGUAGCAACAGUGGAAGAUUUGAAAUAAAAUUUAUUCUUUGUUGAUUAUC